AUGGCUCUAAUCGGUUAUUAUAAUUCCAAUCGAUGUCAUAGUAUGCGAGCUAUGUUUUUGCUAUUCUUCAGUGGCGGUGGCCGCAUUUCGCAUCAACGAUACCAGUGCAAGAAUUCUGUUGAAAUUACUCGGUCAUUCCACUCAUCUACUUCUUUAUGGCAACAUAAUCGUCCUAAACAGCUUAAAAUGGAUAAUCAUACCAAAAUUAGCAUCGAUUCUUCAAAGUAUCCUCUUGCCCGGAAAGAUGAUUCAGUUGUGGAUGAUUUCCAUGGUACUAAGGUUGCAGAUCCUUAUCGAUGGCUGGAAGAUCCGGGUUUGAAUGAAACUAAGGAAUUUAUCAAGCAGUUAAAUUCAAUCUCUCAACCCUUUAUUGCAAGUUCACCUCAUAGAGAAAGACUCCAAAAAAGAUUGACAGAACUCUGGGAUUAUGAGAAAUUUGGUUGUACCACCAAACGAGGUGAUUAUUACUAUUACUACCAUAAUUCGGGAUUGCAGAACCAGAGCGUUUUAUAUCGUCAAAAAACGUUGUUUGGCGAAAGUGAGAUAUUUCUUGAUCCGAACAAGUUCUCCGAAGAUGGUACUACCGCUAUACGUGAUCAGUGUUUCUCUCAUGAUGGUUCUCUAUUAGUAUAUGGUCUUUCAGAAAAAGGCAGUGAUUGGAUGACGUUAAAGUUUAAAAAAGCUGAUGGUACUGAUUUGGACGAUACAGUAGUGGGUGUUAAACAUAGUGAUCUAGAUUGGCUAAUUGAUAACAGCGGAGUUUUCUAUUCGAAAUAUCCCGAACAUAAAAGCGCAUUGGAAGGAUCGUCAACGGAAAAGCAUGAAUUCCAUUCCCUGUAUUUUCAUAAAUUAGGCACACCGCAAAGUGAUGACAUUUUGGUAGCUGAUUUUCGAUCUCAUCCUGAAUAUAUGUGUUCGGGCAGCAUAACAGAAGAUGGUCGUUAUUUAAUUGUUGAUGUUAGUCGAGGUUGUGACCCCUAUAAUAUGCUCUACUACUACGAUCUCCAAAAGGCGCAGCAAAAAAUUACGGAUAAAGUGCACUUAAAGCCACUGUUUGAUAAAUUGGAUGCGAAAUAUGAAUUUAUUGAUAAUAACGAUGAUACAGCUUUAAUCCUAACGAAUCACAAUGCGCCAAUGUUCAAACUAAUAAGGGUGAAAAUGUCAACAGCUAAUGAAGGACCUUCGGCAUGGGAAACAGUAAUCCCUGAAGACAAAAAGAAUAAAUUAGAAUGGGUGGUAAAUGUUGGUGGAAAUCGUUUAGUAGUUUCAUAUAUAGAGGACGUUAAGAACAAGCUUUAUGUGCAUUCACCAAAGACAGGCGAUCGUUUCUAUGAAAUACCAUUGGAAAUUGGAACAAUAUCAGGGUUUUUUGGUCGUAAAGACCAUACAGAAAUGUUUCUACGAUUUGAUUCAUUUCUUACGCCGGGUAUCAUCUACUAUGUUGAUUUCAAAGGCAUACAACCAUCACAUGAAGUCAGGUUGAAGGAAAUUCGGCGAACCCACGUAAAAGGCGUAGAUACAAGCAAAUUCAAAAUAAAACAAGUUUUUUGUAAAAGCAAAGAUGGGACAAAGGUACCACUUUAUAUUGUUCACAACAAAAACUUGAUUCUGAAUGGAGAUACUCCAGCUUUGCUUAAUGGAUAUGGUGGAUUUAAUAUUGCUGAAAUGCCACAUUUCUCUGUUUCACGUAUUUUAUUCCUGGAUAACUUCAAGGGUGUCUUUGCAUUGGCUAAUUUACGUGGUGGAAGUGAAUAUGGUGAAAAGUGGCAUGAAGGUGGGAUGCGAGAACAAAAACAAAAUGUUUUUGAUGAUUUUAUAGCCGCUGCUGAAUAUCUUAUCAAGAACAAUUACACAUCACCAAAAAGAUUAGCUAUACGUGGUGGUUCAAAUGGUGGCUUACUGGUUGGUGCAGUUUCGCAACAACGUCCAGAACUUUUUGGUGCUGUUGUGAAUGAAGUCGGAGUGCUUGAUAUGUUACGGUACCACAAAUUUACUAUUGGUAAUGCAUGGAUACCAGAAUAUGGCAAUCCUGACGAAGCAUCCGAUUUUGAAUACAUUUACAAAUAUUCUCCACUUCACAAUAUUGAAAUUCCGAAUAAAGGCUAUCAGUGGCCAUCUACCAUGCUUAUGACAGCUGAUCAUGAUGACCGUGUAGUACCUUCACAUUCGUUAAAAUAUAUGGCAAGGCUAUACGAAGCUGCUCAAUCAGCAAAUAGCUUCCAGAAAAAGCCGCUCAUCAUACGAGUAGAUGUAAAAGCUGGUCAUGGAGCUGGCAAGCCUACUAGCAAACUUAUUGCCGAAAUUGUGGAUAUGUACUGUUUCUUGCAAAAAGUAUUAGAUCUGAAAUGGUAUGAAGAAUGA
Brugia malayi is the source of this 2361-nucleotide messenger RNA. RefSeq names its product prolyl oligopeptidase family protein. Gene Ontology annotation, biological process: proteolysis. NCBI's taxonomy places the organism in Eukaryota, Metazoa, Nematoda, Chromadorea, Rhabditida, Onchocercidae. Bases 1 to 2361 code for a protein of 786 amino acids. The transcript has 17 exons. The record is from RefSeq and is a predicted model, not a curated record. Gene Ontology annotation, cellular component: cytosol. Gene Ontology annotation, molecular function: serine-type endopeptidase activity; oligopeptidase activity.